Molecule: messenger RNA, 5730 nt
Organism: Physcomitrium patens
Lineage: Eukaryota; Viridiplantae; Streptophyta; Bryopsida; Funariales; Funariaceae
Product: histidine kinase 1
Biological process (GO): phosphorelay signal transduction system; phosphorylation
Molecular function (GO): phosphorelay sensor kinase activity
Source: RefSeq, a predicted model, not a curated record
CAAGGUCAUCAAGUUGGAACAGGAAAUCGAGAGCAGGAAAGAAGGAUUGCGAAAGAGAGAGAGAGGGAUUUUGAGCCCGGAGAGAUGAGAUGGAGCGAUCAGGCUGAGAAAAGCCAGGGGAGUUAUCUUUGAGAUAGAUACGUCGAGAGUCAUGGAAUUUGGAAGCUCGAACUUGUUGCCGUGAGGCAUGUUGAGCAUUACGAUCUGAGGAGACUGUUCAACCUAUGAAUAUACUCGAUGCAAAUCUGGGAGGAGUAAUGUUGAAGUUUUCUGGUUUAAACCUCUUGAUUACUUCUUUCUCUUGAUCAGAAUGGAAAUCGACCGGUGAAUUAGAUCUUACAAGCUCGACAAGCUCAAUUGGUCACCAUCACCUCUUAUUCAUACUCGUCUCUUCUUCCAUCCACAGUGCCCUGCCUACCUUUCAAUAGGCUGUAAAGUUUGGUGGGCUUGAUGACAGUUUGAGGUUGCUGUAGGCGUCACGUAUGCGAUUUGUGUUACGAUUCUACAUUCAUCGUCUAUUCUUCGCUCUCUUCCCUGCUCUGCUCCUUGGAUUCUCUGGAUUGUGGGUUUUCAGAGUAACUUGAAGUUGGGGUGUAUUGUAUCGAAAGAAAACUUUAGGGUUGGGUUGUAAGUCACACUAGUGAAGUUGCUUAUCUUGGAGUAAGCGCUGUGGAUUGUUUCUGUUACUAGGUUUGAGAUAGGUUCAAGUGUGUUCGUGAUUUGAGGUCGCUAGUGUGGUGUUUCCCAAUUUUGUGGCGAGGAAUUCAGGGCACCUGCUUUUUUCACGUUUGAAUGUUUAGACAUGGGUGAAUUUUUAGAGAGAUUCGUAGAACUAUGUAGGGUUCCUCUUCUCCAUGAUGAAAUCAGUUAAAGGGUUACAAAUAACAUCAGUCUACCUGACAAGAUUGUUACAAUUUGACACCUAUUCCAGGGUUCCAAGGAUUUUGCUUGAUGACAGAUGUGGGAAGUCGAUUACACUAGAAGAGAAAGAGAACUGGGGUGCAACAGAAAUUUGAUGCGGUUUAGAUAGGUCAGGAAGGCAUGCUAUCAAGCGAAAGAUGGUGCUUUUCGAUGGUAGCAGGUCAAGUCCGAAGUGGCCAGGAACGGAGGCCGUGGGCAGUAGGGUAGAGUCGAAUGCGGAUGCUGCGAGGCGAUUGCCUUCUGUGACCAUUGGUUCUACAUCUACUGAUCGUCGCGUGAACAUUUUUUAGAACAGAGAGGAGACUUUCAGGAGACUGGCAGUAGCAGGGUAAUGGCGCACAGGACACUUUUGGCAGGAACGUCAUCUGCAUUUGAGGAUGUUUUGGGCUUUGUUUUAUUUCGUAUGUAGACACACGCUGUCUCUUGGAGUUUAAAAUGUUCAGGCUUGCGACAAUAUGGAACCUGCCCAAGGACCGACAAGGGUCUUAUGGGCCCUUGGAUCCCGAAAUGGAGCAGUUACCGCAUCCAAGCCGCAACCUUACUGUCUCUCGUGUUGUCAUUAUGAUCACCGUGGCAGUCUUGGUGGGGCUUCUAACUAUAAGCACCUGGUAUUUCACGCACAGUUAUCCAAAGAGUGCAGUUGCCAGCCUUUCGCAAUCUCUUCGUCUUGAAAUUCUGGAAAACACUUCAGAACUCCUGGAUGAAAUAUUUUCGAUGAACACUUAUGGAUCAAUGGCCAUUGCGAAUCUGAUGGAGAAGAGUUUUUUGGGAGAUGACUUCAGCAAGGACAACUUUGACAGGAUCCGCGACGCCUCUUGGGCCGUAUUCAAAGCUCUUCCAGUGGUGACAUCAUUAGGAGUGACUGCUGUCAAUGGGCUUACAGCAGUUUAUAACCGCGGUUUUAAAGAUGAAAUAGAAGGGUUCAAAGGAAACUUCUGUCUUUAUGCAAAUGACACCAGUGAUGCACCAGUUUAUUAUAAGGAAUACGUGUCUGAGGCGACUGGUAAACCAUUGGGACCACCAUUAGUGCUAAAAUUUCCAAAUACUCUUCAGGAUACACCUUGGUUCCAAAAAGCAAUGUCGUACCCUAUCAACAAUCUUACAUGGACCAUCGGUCGAAGCUUGACAAGUGGGCAGGCAUUUGUACAGUGUGGUAUAUCGAAACAAGCAAGAGCUACGAAAGAAGUGGCUCUUGUUCACUCAUCAUUGAGUGCUAUUGCCAUUAAUAGUUUUAUCUCGUCCCUGGAGUUGAAAGGGGGGAGCGUCUUUAUUGCGGAUGAGCACGGUACUCUUUUGUUCUCGUCUGAGCCAACAGUCUGUGUUUUGAGUAACCGAAGCGAGUGUGAAAACACACCCCUUGAUCGGAAUUCAGUUUUGAAUGAUGGAAAGUCAUUUCUUCAAAAUCGGGUUGGAUUGGCCAACUUGGUUAUGAGCGAAACACAUGUAUCUGAUGUAAUCUUGAAGGGUAAACGGUACUCUGUUGACAGUUGGCCAUACACGUUUAAGACAGUGAAGCUAUCUGUGGUGGUCAUGAUUCCAAGGCACAGUUUCUGGGGCCCCAUGGACUAUUACACACGCAUUACAUGGAUAUCACUUCCCCUUCUUUCGAUUGGCGUGGUCUUCAUUGGUUGUAGUCUUAUCUAUCUCCUGGUUGAGCAAGUACAAGCGGAAGAGAAAUUGAGAGCGGAGAUUCUGAGACAAUCCGAGGCCAAGCACCGUGCAGAAGCUAGUAGAGAUGCAAAGACAAAUUUUCUCUCUAGUAUGAGCCAUGAGUUAAGAACGCCGAUGGCAUGCAUUAUAGGUCUCUUAGACAUGCUUUUGAUGGAGAACCUUACCGUGGAACAUGAGGGAAGUAUUCGACAAAUUCACCGAUGUGCUACAUCUCUAGUUUCACUUCUCAAUUCUGCUCUGGAUAUUGCUAAGGUCGAAUCAGGAAAGUUGGUGCUGGAGAAAGCAGAAUUUAAUUUAGAAGCAGAGCUUACUGCACUCAUCGAUGUCUUUUCUGUGCAGUGCGACAACAAGAAUCUGUUUAUCUCUCUUGAUGUGGCAGAUGAUGUACCAAAGAGAGUGAUUGGCGAUUCGGCACGAGUUAUGCAAGUGUUCACAAAUCUUGUGGGAAAUAGCCUUAAAUUCACUUCGAAGGGUCGUAUAAUGGUGCGAGUUCGAAUCGCCAACCCAGAAGCUGAUGUUUCAGGGAAGUUGCAUCAACGAAGUUUUAGCCCAUUUUCGCUCGAAAGGUUUAAUGAGGCAUCCAAUGCACCCGACUUAGUGGUCUUAGUCUUUGAGGUGGACGAUACCGGUCCAGGGAUUGAGCCAGCUUUGCGAGAAAAGAUUUUCGAGAACUUCGUGCAAGGGAAUGCCAGUACAACUCGCACGCAUGGUGGGACAGGCCUGGGGCUAGGCAUUGUGCGCUCUCUUGUUCAACUCAUGGGUGGAAGCAUAAGGAUUGUUGAGAAAAGUGGUCCUGGAGUCGUUUUCCAAUUUUCUAUCUGCUUCCAGCGGGCAACAUCAUGCGACUGUACUCCUUUUAGCUUACCCCCUCCAUACCAGGGUACCGAGAUUAUUGUUGGCAUUCCUGACCCCGAUUGCAGAGCAGUUGCAUGCGAGUGGAUCACCAAACUUGGUUUAAGUGUUCACCAAGUUGAAUCGUGGGAACAAAUACUAUUAUACAUGAGAGCACUUAAUGGAAUUUCUAGUGGGGAAGGAGGUAGAACUGGGCUUUUUGAGGACUUUUUAUCAAAUUCCUCAGCAGAUGAUCAUCAGCAACCCACCAGCGCCCCAUCUAGACCAUCGUCAUGGUCACAAAGGUUCGACUUUUGGAGAAGUUGGAAAGAUGGUGACGAACGGCCGAUCACUGGACAAGUAAGGCAGCUUAUGAUACUUGACACAAGCCUUUUACCUAGAGAUGUGAAAGCAGAGCACUUGGAGGAGUACCUUCAGGAAUCAGGGUUUCUCACUACCUCACCUUCGAGGUAUCUGGAUGGGUUAGGGGUGGCAAGUACGUUCGACAUUAAUGACAGACAUAGGAGAGAACUGCAAGGGGACUUUUCAGUGGUGUGGGUUUGUGCGUCCAAUGUUCAUGAGCCUAUUAAAGCUGCUCUUCGUGCAGUUCGGAGCUCAUUCAUAGUGAAAAGGCCCCUGCAUACAGCUCGUCUAAAAGAGAUAUUUUAUCUAGUCUCUCGGGAGGGAGAUGUCAUGCCCUCCAUGGAAAUCCAACGCCCACAGGAGCUUCAUGCCUCAAGCAUAAUCAAUUAUGCAAAGCAGCAAGAGUGGAACGAUCCUUAUGCAUGUGAUGCCGAGGUGCCACUAGCUCAAGAACCUUCUCCUCGUCCAAUCCCUUCUGCAGUUGUGCUAGGAAGGAACGUGCGGCACCGGCCCACCGCUACAAAGUCAGCUCCACUUGAGGAAAUCUCGUACUCAGAGAUGGAAAGCAUAUCAUCCGAUUCGUUUAGUCAGGAUUCAACCCCAACUUGUAAGCCCAUGAAAAGAAGUGUUGCAGCCCUUGCCCAGCUCAACGGCAGAAAGAAUGGCAAUGCUAGUGCUCCUAAGCCUUUGGAAAUGCUUGAGAUUUUAGUGGCUGAAGAUACUCCGCUCCUUCGAAAAUUGGCGGUUGCUAUGUUGAAAAGGCUGGGUGCCGUAACCUUUGAGGCUUCAAAUGGACAGGAAGUGUUGGAAGCUGUAAUGGCACGUAUGUUGAAUGGCCAAGCACCUUUUCAAUGUAUUUUAAUGGAUUGCCAGAUGCCUGUGAUGGAUGGCUAUGAAUCCUGCAAGGCAGUCCGAGAAUUUGAGAAGAAGUAUCCAUGCAGAACUGCAAUUGUGGCUCUGACAGCAAAUGCCAUGGCUAGUGAUGAACGAAAGUGCUUGAAUGCAGGAAUGGAUGCAUUUCUUACCAAGCCCAUCGAUCAAGAGUAUAUGGUUCAGAUAAUUCUUCGAACUGUUGGUUACAGUAAUAGCGCUGUAAAUUCUCCCCAUGCCAAUUCUGUCUCUGAAAAUACGUAUGAUUCCUAAGUUGGCUCUUGAUGGCCUGAGGAAAAGACGCAAUCCUGCUCUCUGACUCUGCUAAUCCUGAUACGGCCUGAGCGUAGGUUACACACCCGCUGAAUUCACUUCAUGAGUUCUCAUGGAAUUUACAUCGCUGGGUUGACCUUCAACGGCUUCUUCUCUGCAUUUAACAGUAUCAGCUAAGAAGAGGCUGAAAACAAAUGUCUUCAACAAUACGAAGCGGAUGCGGUUCGGUUUGCUUGAUUUGCUUAUACUUUUACAUGCACAGAUGGCCAACAUGAUUUUUAUGGCAAGAACUCACGCCAACAUUUCUUUGAGCAGUACCUACACGAUGAAGGAAAUCGUUAAGAAUGCAUUCAAGUUAAAGUGGUUGACAAAGUUGGCACAGCACGUGUACACGACCAUUUAAUUUAGGUCCACUGGGCAACAUCGGACGAUGCACUACUUUUUCGUACCAUAAGGAGAGAGUUGGUCUUCAAGCACAUAGUAGAAUUCCCUAAGUAUUUGGAAUUGUAUCGCCCUUCUACGACCCCUCCUUCCCAUUGUUUCUGUCAAGCUUAGUGUAUUUCUACAUUCAUAUAGGAAAACCUCCUAGGCGCAAGUCCGCUUAGUAUUGUUUGAGAUUAUUUUCAUUCUUAUAGAGGUGACCAAUUUCUUCGACUAGGUAACAUGGCUUCCUUGCAAUGGUCAUCACUAUGAAAUGGAUCACGAUUCACGACUGGUUGGCUGUUUACUUGCACUUACGAACCUGGCGUUCGUUGAAAAGAAUUACUGUUCUAUGUGUAAAACCAUAAGAUGAACACUUCA